AUAUUUCAUUUAUUGUUGUUUGGGGCCUACUUUCAUUUUGUUAAAUUGCUGUUACUCUACUCUUUAUACUGCUAAAUGCUACAUGUUACGGAUUUUUGUUGCUGCUACGAUUAUUUUAUGUUUCAGUAAAGCUAUAACCAUAGUUGGAGAACCAGAUUAUACAAAGAUACUGUAUGGUGGAGUUUUACCUCUAGACGAAUCAGAAGACUCAGCUGAUGAGAACAAACAUAUAAUUCAAUUUGCAGUGUCCUUUGCGAGAAGAAGAUAUAACUUAUGUGAAAUAUCAGAGAAAGAAUUUAAAAGAGUUUCCACAAUAAGAAAACUGACUCUGUAUUUCACAUACAAUGAGGAGGUUCCUUACAUAGUCAAUAACUCUGGCACACUGCAAGCUUUCAACUUUGGAAAACUCCACACAUUUUCUUUUCAAUGGAGCUGUGGAGGAAAUGCCAGCAUUCACAAUUUUACCAUAGCGACAUAUCCUAUGGGUACACAUCAUGUAUAUUCCCAUACUUAUGUGAGAGUCAUGAAGAUUGACAGCUUUAAUGUCUCCCUGGAUUCUAAAUAUGCUGACAGUGAAACUAAACAACAGAUAGAAGAACCUUGGUGCAGAGAGACAUGGAUUCCAUCAGAUAUGUUGUUGUCCCUACACAGCAAGUCCUGCAGAGUGAACUGUACAAGUUCAAUCAGUGUCAUGACAUACAAUAUUUGGAAUACAAACACUUUUACAAAAGAUGAUAAACAAUAUCCUGCUAGAUUUAAACUUCUUGAAAAGGUCUUGUUGGAUGAACUUCCAGAUAUCAUCACAUUUCAAGAAGUACGAUAUGAGCAUUUCAAGGGAGGUAAUUUAGGACCAAGCCAGAUGAAACACCUCUCAGACAUAUUGAAAAGUUACCAGUUUGUGUAUGCACCAGCUCAACUAGACAUCAACAGUGUGUACAAGGGGAAAACAGAGGAAGGAGUUGCAGUGUUCUCCAGAUUCCCCGUCAUCAAAUACAACAGCUUUCUUUUGUUCAGAAACCGCAGUAACAGUGCUGAUGUUAAUCAAAGAGUGUGUCUCCAUGUCCAGAUCCUGCACCCUGAACAUGGACUGGUUCACAUUUUGACCACCCAUCUGUCACUGAGUCAUGAAGCGAGGGAGGAGUCUGUGGUCCAGAUCUGGAGGUACAUCAAGGGGUUGCGGGGCCCAGUCCUCCUGACGGGGGACUUUAAUGCAGAACUCCAAGAAAAAGCAAUAAGAUUUUUGCGGGGUGAGGUUCCCCUGAAAGGAGAAAGAACCUGUGGUGUAUCUGACCUCUGGACCAAUGUUUAUCCCCUGUCCCCUGGCUUCACAUUUGACUGUGUCUCAGGAGACUUGGUCAAAAGGAUUGACUUAAUCUUUUGGCGGAAUUUUCCUGGUAAUCUGCAAAUCAAAGACAUAAGAAUUAUCCAGUCAAAAGGAAAAGGGUCGAAGGCAGCAUCUGAUCACCUUCCUGUUGUUGCCAUGUUUUGUUAAUUAUUACCAUAAGAUUAUAGUUUUGUAAUUGCAAAUACACUUUUGACCUACAUGAAUAUCAGUGUGUGUAGUGUGUAAGUUUUCAGUAUUAUGUAAUAUUUUAAAUAUGUAAUUUUUUAUGCAGAAAAAUCUAGUCAAACCUGGAAUUUUUUCCAAAUUUAUUUAUUAAAUGAAUUACCAUU
Messenger RNA from Magallana angulata, 1674 nucleotides. RefSeq lists its product as uncharacterized. The record is from RefSeq and is a predicted model, not a curated record. Gene Ontology annotation, biological process: GPI anchor biosynthetic process. NCBI's taxonomy places the organism in Eukaryota, Metazoa, Mollusca, Bivalvia, Ostreida, Ostreidae. Bases 83 to 1492 code for a protein of 469 amino acids. Gene Ontology annotation, cellular component: endoplasmic reticulum. Gene Ontology annotation, molecular function: catalytic activity. The transcript is spliced from 12 exons.